Messenger RNA from Labrus bergylta (ballan wrasse), 1539 nucleotides. Lineage: Eukaryota; Metazoa; Chordata; Actinopteri; Labriformes; Labridae. The record is from RefSeq and is a predicted model, not a curated record.
GGCAGAGUUUACGUACUGAGCGUGGUUUUCAUGAGAACCAAUCAGAGUUCAGCUUGAAGCAGCCCUCCAGUUUUCUUUCCAGCAGGAUGUUUUCUAACCUUUACCGUCUUUGUGUGCUCAGCUGUUCACAGGACAGAAGAAGCAGCCGGUCAUCGUGCCCAUGUACGCCGCCAGCCUGGGGAUGCUGGAACCCACCAAAGAGCCCGUGAAGCCCGUCUCUGCAGCAGAGAUGAUCGCUUCGAUAGCACAGGCGCCUCCAGCUGCUCCAGAGAAAACCUCCGGGACCCCAGACCCAGUCCAGGAGGCGCUCCCACCCGUCCAGUUCGACUGGAGCAGCAGUGGCCUUACUAACCCUCUGGACGCGAGCGGAGGCUCUUCUCUGUUAAACCUGGAUUUCUUUGGUCCUGUGGAGGAUUCAGGCUCCACCAGCUCAACCUCCAUCCCAGGUGUCGACCCCGAGCUUUACGAGCUGACCACGGCUAAGCUGGACCCGGGAAACUCCGGCAGCCGGGUGGCCGACGCCUUCGCCCGCCUGAUGUCCACCAUGGAGAAGACCAGCACCUCCACCAGGAAGCCGAGGAGAGAGGAGAAUCUAAGCGAGGAGGCGUCCAAAGUGAUCUCAGGUCUGCCCGACCUCUCCUUCAUGCAGGCCAAAGUGCUGAUGUUUCCCACCACGCUGACGCCCCUCGGCUCCACGGCCACACCGGACUGAAGCCCCGCCCCUCCCCUCCUCUAUUACUGACAUCACCCCCCUCCCCCCUGUCUGUUUGGCCCCGCCCACUGGAUCGCUCAUUUUCUUUUUCUUUCUCUUGCUGCGGCUUAGCUCCUCCCCUUCGUACGUUUUUUCUUCUUUUUAAUUAGCGCGUUUUAUAUUUUGUUUUUCUUAUUUAAAAAUGAACAGCGAAGCAUUUAUCACGGCGGGGACGCUCGGCCGCGUGCACAUUGACCAGGAUUCAUGAUUAAUUUAUAGAGGAAGGUUUGUAGACGCCGUUCGUGUCCAGAAGAAUCAUCGUGUAUAUAAUCAGGGAUUCAACGUUUCUUCUUCGUUGGUUUUAAUUGGGGAUGAUUUGACGUCUCUGUGGCGAGCGUGUGUUUGUGUCCGUGUGAAGGAAACGCUGCAGCUCUUGGAAUCAAACUGAAGUGGUAUAUAUGUUUAAAGAAAACAUUUCUAUACAUCUAUAAAUCUAUCAAAGUAUAAAUCUAUAUUUAUGGACUUGAAACCACACUGCCUGCAAAAUCCCGCUGAAUGUUCGUCUCCUCGCUGCGUCUCAACGCCUUCGUUUUUUACCGCUUUAACCCCGAUCCUCUGUCCUUUUCUUUCCUAAUUUAACAUCGAUUUUAACAUUAAUUAUGUCUGAACCUCUGUUGCUGCAGUCCGCUCAUAUAUCUCUGUUCUGUACCUCGGGGGGGGGGGGGGGGGGGAACCUCCGCUGAUUGAACGCUGGAGAAUCUGUUUCAGUUUUGACUCCACCUUUAAAGGUGACAUAUUUAUUUAUGUUCCUCUAACUCUAACAUGUGUCUCUAGUCCGUCUACAAACC